This is a messenger RNA of Strongylus vulgaris, 258 nucleotides long. The record is from the annotation of a GenBank genome assembly. Lineage: Eukaryota; Metazoa; Nematoda; Chromadorea; Rhabditida; Strongylidae.
AUGUACUACGAAGAUUUGGACCAUUAUACUUCCGGAAUUUACACGGUACCACUUCUUACACAACAUACUGCUGGCAAACAUUUCGGUGCUCAUGGUGUCAAAAUUAUUGGAUGGGGAAUAGAGAAUGGUAUCAAGUAUUGGCUUAUUUCGAACUCAUGGAACACCAACUGGGGAGAGAAAGGACUGUUCCGCAUGCUACGAGGAUACAACGAGUGCAACAUUGAAUCAAGAGUGCUUGCUGGUCUUCCAAAACUAUAA